AUGACCAGAAAAAUUGUGACCAAAAGCUGCGCUGGCCUGCGUUCCUGUGUCUCGAGCUUCGAUGACAGACCGGGCCAUUUUGUGGCGCCUUGGACAUACGACUCCGUCAGUCGCGCGGACGCUGUACAGAUGUUAGCGCAGGCCAUACAGGGCCUCGGAGGUGAUGUGCAGAAGGUAGAAAAUGCCGUCUCGUAUGGCUAUGUGUACGCCACGUGGACGACAUGGCCGGGCACGGAUGACGUAGAGUUCUUCCUGCCGGAUGGGGAUACCACGGUGCUCGUGCGCUCGGCAGCUCGGCAACAGGGCGUACCUGACUGGGGCCGUAACGAGCGCAGGCUGGAGCAGGUCCGGCUGGAGCUAGGCUGGGAGCCUGUACCCAUCCUGCGAAACCGACGGCGGGCGCUCUUCUUCGUAGAGUCGCCUUGGGACAGCUUCGGCCCUGUGCCGCCCACGGAUCCUGACUAUCGGUACGAUGUAGACCUAGAUUCAGAGCAGUGA
This is a messenger RNA of Volvox carteri f. nagariensis, 498 nucleotides long. RefSeq lists its product as uncharacterized. Lineage: Eukaryota; Viridiplantae; Chlorophyta; Chlorophyceae; Chlamydomonadales; Volvocaceae. The transcript has 4 exons. The record is from RefSeq and is a predicted model, not a curated record. Bases 1 to 498 code for a protein of 165 amino acids.